Molecule: messenger RNA, 951 nt
Organism: Arabis nemorensis
Lineage: Eukaryota; Viridiplantae; Streptophyta; Magnoliopsida; Brassicales; Brassicaceae
Source: the annotation of a GenBank genome assembly
AUGAGCAUUCAAUUCAAUAUGACUAAUGCUCAAGAGUUGGGGCAAGAGGGGUUUGUCUGGGGCAUAUCAAAUUCUGAUGAUUCCGGAGGCGAUUGCCGAAGAAUCGAAAAGCAACCGCCUCUAUCGCAACCUUCUCAGUCGUUCGAAAUUCCAAUUUCGACAUCUAAGAAGAUUGCAAAAGGAAAAAGGAAAGCUAAAAAAAAUGGUAAAAAUAUUGUAGAAGAAUCACCCGAUCAUGAAAUACAUAUAUGGACCGAGAGAGAACGGAGGAAGAAGAUGAGAGACAUGUUCUCUAAACUUCAUGCUUUGCUUCCCCAACUUCCUCCUAAGGCAGACAAAUCAACAAUAGUAGAUGAAGCAGUGAGCUCAAUCAAAUCUCUUGAACAUACUUUACAAAAACUCCAAAUGCAAAAGCUUGAGAAACUUCACUGUUCUUCUGCUUCAAACACAACUCCCACUACAACUAUCACUUAUGAUCCAUCUUCAUCUUCUUCUCCUACAACGCUCCUCACACCAAUCUCAAACAAUCCCCAAGUCCUUCCCUUAGGCGCCACGGUAGCGGAGUCUAACUCCCGGGAAGCUUUCUUGGCUGAUCAGAUAUCUUCUUCCAGUACAAACCUGCCUUUCCCUUGUAAUGACCCGAUCUCGGCGUUUGAUACUUGGUCCUCACGUAACGUUGUGCUGAAUAUCUGUGGGAAUGAAGCUUCCUUCAAUUUGUGUUGCCCUAAGGAGAAAUCAGGGGUUUUCACAACUGUUUGUUACUUGUUUGAGAAGUAUAACAUUGAAGUUUUGUUUGCUAAUGUCUCCUCCAACGUUUUCCGGAGCACCUACAUGAUCCAAGCACAGGUUAAUCAGAGUUAUGAGAAUCAGUUAUUGGGAGAUGGAUUUGGAGUAGGGGAAAUCUUCAAGCAAGCUGCUCAAGAACUAGUCUUGUAUUUUUCAUCUCCUUGA